UUUCUUUCAUUUGGCUGUUUUCAACCAUGACAGAGCGGUAUAACUGUUCUACAGACGCUCUCCCCUCAUUGGUCGCAAGCUGUCAGGUGGGCGGGCCUUGCAACCUCACGACCCCGACCUCGAAGAACGUCAGCGUCGACCUGGCGGCCACGUGCGUGAGUCUGGAGGAGUAUCUGCGGCGUCACUUGGGCCCGCGGCGGUCACCCGUCUUCCUGCCCGUGUGCGUCACCUUCCUGCUGAUUUUCGUGGUGGGCGCAGUGGGCAACGCGCUGACCUGUGCUGUCAUCGCCGGCAAGAAGGUCAUGCACACGCCCACCAACUACUACCUGUUCAGCCUGGCGGUGUCAGACCUGCUAGUGCUGCUGAUAGGGAUGCCUCUGGAGCUGUACGAGAUGUGGAGCAACUACCCCUUCCUGCUCGGCCAGUGGGGGUGCUAUUUCAAGACGUUCCUCUUCGAGACAGUGUGUUUUGCCUCUGUCCUGAACGUGACGGCUCUCAGCGUGGAGCGCUACGUAGCGGUGGUUCACCCCCUCCGCGCCAAGCACGUGGUGACACGGGCCCACGCCAAGCGCGUGAUCGCCGCCCUAUGGGCCAUCUCCAUGCUGUGCGCUGUCCCCAAUACCAGCAUGCACGGCGUCAGCUCCCUGCCUCCCGUGCUGGACCGCGACCUCCCCGAAUCGGCCAUCUGCACCCUCGUCAAGCCCACCUGGAUGUACAACCUCAUCGUCCAGGUGACGAUGGUCGUCUUCUUCUUGCUGCCCAUGCUGACCAUCAGCGCACUGUACUUGCUCAUCGGCCUCCAGCUGAAGCGGGAGAAGAUGCUGAGGGCUUUGGAGGCCAAGUCCAGUCUGGGCCGGGACAAUUACUACAGCGUGCAGAGAUCACGCCACAGGCAGAUCACCAAAAUGCUCUGCGUGCUGGUGGUGGUGUUCGGGAUCUGCUGGGCCCCCUUCCACGCGGACCGCCUCAUGUGGAGCUUCAUCGAGGACUGGACCGAGUUCCGGCAAAAGAUGUUCGAAUACGUCCACAUCCUUUCCGGUGUUUUCUUCUACCUGAGCUCCGUCGUCAACCCCAUCCUCUACAACCUGAUGUCCUCGCGCUUCCGCGAGAUGUUCCGCGAGGUGGCAUGUCGGCGCCCCCGGCACCGGUACUCCCCGAGCGUGACCCGUGACACACGGCUGACCCUGCGGAGCACCGUCUGCGAGGGCCACCCCGGACUCGGCGUGCCCAUCUCAGACGGCGAGGAUUGCGUCAAGUAUGUGGACUAUCAGCAGGACCAGGAGACCACCAUGGCGUAGGGGGAAGACACAAAUCUUCCAGCCCAUUAUCACUGAGUCCGAACAGGGCCACGGAGACAGUAGCCUUUCAUUGUAAUGCCAGCAUUAAAUAUAUGAACUAAUU
Molecule: messenger RNA, 1401 nt
Organism: Brienomyrus brachyistius
Lineage: Eukaryota; Metazoa; Chordata; Actinopteri; Osteoglossiformes; Mormyridae
Product: neuromedin-U receptor 1-like
Exons: 2
Coding region: 27-1298 (423 amino acids)
Biological process (GO): G protein-coupled receptor signaling pathway
Cellular component (GO): plasma membrane
Molecular function (GO): neuromedin U receptor activity
Source: RefSeq, a predicted model, not a curated record